Molecule: messenger RNA, 1221 nt
Organism: Dioscorea cayenensis subsp. rotundata (Guinea yam)
Lineage: Eukaryota; Viridiplantae; Streptophyta; Magnoliopsida; Dioscoreales; Dioscoreaceae
Exons: 4
Coding region: 1-1221 (406 amino acids)
Molecular function (GO): zinc ion binding
Source: RefSeq, a predicted model, not a curated record
AUGUCACUCAAUAAGGGCACAUUUCCACCCCAUCAACAACCUUCGGGGGUUCUUGCCAUCCGGCCUUCGUCAGAAAAUCAUGAGAUUGUUUCAAUGGAAGUCAGUGAUCAGUUUCCUGACAGUGAACAUUUUAAGGAUGCACUUAGAAAUUUUGCUAUCAAACGCAAUUUUAACUUUACAUUCAUCAAGAAUGAUAAACAGAGAGUGAAUGUCAAGUGCGCUGUUGAAGGUUGUGAAUGGCGUGUCCAUGCGUCCAUGGAAGAUAAUGAAAUGGAUGCGAACUGGAUGUGGUUCUUGUCAAAGCUUGGAGAUACUAUAUACGAUGAUGACGAAUAUGUGAAAAUUAUUACAUUUAUAUCUGAUAGGUCCAAGGGCCUUAUCAAUGUUGUCGCGAAGGUAUUCCCUUCCUCACCGCAUGCAUAUUGUUUGCGCCACUUGGAAGCAAACUUCAUGAAAGCAAAUGUUAGACUUGAAUUCGAUGAUGCUGUUGCCAAUCUGUUAAACACAUCGGCGGAUGCACAUCAAUGGUUGAUGCAGAAAUCCGAUCUGGCACACUGGGCGAACUACAUGUUCAAAGGUGAUAGAUGGGGGGAGAUGUACUCAAACGUGUCAGAGUCAUUUAAUGCAUGGAUAAAAGAGGCACGCCAUCUCCCUGUCACAAACAUGGUAGACUCAAUAAGGUUUAAGCUGAUGGGCAUGUUGUGUCAUCGACGUGAACAAUCUCAAAGAUGGGAGAGACGUAUAUGUCCUGUCAUUCAUCGAAAGAUUGAGGAACUUGUUGAAGAGUCUCGUAACCUACUGGUCGGCCGUUCCGACGGUGACCAUUUUGAAGUGGUUGACCAAAAGAACUACUGCAUCAGUUUGAACGCUCGGACAUGCUCAUGUCGUAGGUGGCAGGUGUAUGGCAUUCCAUGCAAACAUGCAUGUGCGGCAAUACUGCAGACAGACACAAAUAUUCAUCGAUAUAUCGUUGACUACUUCACGGUGGACUCUUACCGACAAGCAUAUGCAGAAGCCAUAUUUCCAGUACCAGAUAAUGACAAACCAGAUGAUAUCAACCGCGAACUACUUGUGCGCCCUCCAAUCACCAAGAAGCCAGUUGGUCGGCUAAGACGGAAGCGUCUAGGGUCACAACCAUCAAGCGUUCAUGAAUUACGAUGCAGCCGUUGCCAUGAUGCUGGUCAUAAUAGUAGAUCCUGUAAUGUAUCGAUAGCUGACUGA